ACAGACAGCCAUCAACAAUGAGACUGACCCCAAAGCAGGCAGUGUCGCGGGUGCUUGUGGGAGACGGAGCCCCGCUCCGAGGUGCAGGUUUUUGUGUUGCACAGGCCGGGGCCCCAGUAUUGCUGCAGGUUGUCCGGUAGGGUGCCUGUCGAGCUGAAAGCACGCUGUUGAUGUCAGAAGUGGAAGGAGGGGAGGGGGGGAAACGUGAGGAAUGGCUGAACACUGGCGCUGCUCUCCUGCAAGGGAAGAAACCAGGACGUGAAUUAUCGUCCGGUUAGUUUGGCUAAACAUUUAGCUGCCACACAGAGGCAGUCAUUGUGAAGCAAGCUUUACCCGGUAAAGCUAGUGAGUUUUUUUUAGUGUAAUUUCAUGGGACAACGAAAACGCAAGGUAGGCUGCUGCUCCUGUCGUCAACGCUGUUCGUUUAUUUUUUCAUGGACUAAUACGACAGAAAGCCGUUGAGAAAUGUAUCUCCGAAAGAGCGCGCGCCUCGGAGGCGGCGUAAGCUAGCUUAACGUAGAAAUUUUCUUUUUGAAAAGCGACGGGCAGUCUUCAUGUGUUUAUGCGUCAACUGACCAACCACAUGAGAAGACAGCGUCCGUAGUGGAAGAAAGCACAGACGAAGGCCCUUUUCCUCUUCACCUGUGCCACCUGAACCGACGUGAGGAAAAUGCGUGCGGAUUUGUUUUGGAUAUGUUUGUGGUGGUUCCUUCGCCCGUGUGCCUCCGGUCAAGGGCAGUCGACGGCUGUGUGUUCGCCCUCCUGCAGCUGCGACGAAGAUGGGGGCGCCGACUGCUCCGGGAGAGGACUCACCACCGUCCCAACAGGGCUUAGUACUUUCACCUACUAUCUGGACCUGAGCAUGAACAACAUCACUGAGCUUCCAGCAAAUGUAUUCAAGAACUUCCCUUACAUGGAGGAACUACGGCUUGCAGGAAAUGACCUGACAUUCAUCCACCCUGAAGCCCUGUCUGGACUGCAUCAGCUCAAAGUCCUAAUGCUUCAGAACAAUCAGCUUAAAAGUGUCCCUAGUGCAGCUCUGAAGAACCUCCAGUCUCUCCAGUCUCUUCGUCUGGAUGCAAACCACAUCACCACAGUUCCAGAUGAAAGUUUUCAAGGCCUUCAGCAGCUACGCCACCUCUGGCUGGACGACAACCACCUGACCCAGGUCCCUGUUGGCUCUCUGACACACCAGGCAAACCUUCAGGCUCUUACGCUGGCUCUGAACCGAAUCACCUACAUACCAGCCAACGCCUUUGCAAACCUCACCAGUCUAGUUGUGCUGCAUCUUCAUAACAACAGAAUCAGGGAGAUCGCAGGCAACUCCUUUGCUGGGCUGGUGAACCUGGAGACUCUAGAUCUUAACUUCAACAACUUGAUGGUGUUUCCUAAAGCAAUAGAAGCCCUGCCCAAACUGAAGGAACUGGGGUUUCACAGCAACGACAUUUCUUCCAUACCUGAAGGGGCCUUCCAUAACAACCCUCUGCUGCGUACCAUACACCUUUAUGACAACCCUCUGUCUUUUGUGGGCGCCACAGCUUUCCAGAAUCUGUCUGAUCUACACUCUUUAAUAUUGCGUGGAGCCAAUAAGAUGCAGGAUUUUCCCAUUCUUACAGGAACUAAAAACCUCGAGAGCCUGACCCUGUCUGGAACCAAAAUAUCAUCUUUACCCAUGGAUCUUUGUGAGAACCUCAGGCUGCUGCGAACGCUUGACCUGUCCUACAAUGAAAUAGAGCAGUUACCAUCCUUCCAGGGCUGCAUCCACAUACAAGAGAUAAGUUUUCAGCACAAUAGAAUCCAACAGAUCGACAGAGACACCUUCCAAAGUCUCUCUGCACUCCAUUUGCUAGACCUGAGCAGAAAUCAAAUCCAAGUGAUUCACAGAGACGCCUUCCUCACCCUAACCUCCCUCAACAACCUAGACCUGAGUAUGAACUCUCUGACUACUAUCCCUUCAAGAGGCCUGAGCGCUGUCAGUCAGCUGAAACUGUCUGGGAAUCCUCAGAUGAAAAACAUGCUGACGGCUAAAGAUCUACCAAAACUCAUGUCCAUCUCCGUCCCCUAUGCUUACCAGUGCUGUGCGUUCGUCGGGUGUGACUCCUCCUCCAGGGAUUCCAGCAUGAAGAAAUCUGCAGGUGGAGAUGAUGGAGAACGGAUCUCCAUGGUCAUGCAUUGCUCUCCUUCACCAGGAGCUCUAAAGCCGUGUGAACAUCUCCUGGGUAACUGGAUGAUCCGCCUGACAGUGUGGUUCAUCUGCCUGGUGUCGCUGGUCUACAACAGUUUGGUGCUGGUGGUGACAUUCUCUCCCGUUCACCGGUCAGUGGGUCACUCUCACUUCCUGGCCCCGCCUCUGUCUCCAGCCAAACUGUUGAUGGGGCUGCUGGCUCUGGCUAACCUGCUCACGGGCCUGUAUGUUGGUGUGCUGACGGCGCUCGAUGCUGCCACGUGGGGAUCCUUCGCCAACUUCGGUGUGUGGUGGGAGAUGGGCCCUGGCUGCCAGAUCACAGGAGCGCUGGCGGUCUUCUCGUCAGAGUGGUCCGUCUUGUUGCUGUCCUUGGCUGCUGUGGAGCGCAGCGUCACCGUGAGGAAAAUUCUCGGAAAAGGCAUCAUCUCACCUCGAAGAAAUCCCAACCAGCAUGGAAGAUGCUUCGGAGGAGACCGGCGCUUCGGGCUGGCCGCAGGGCUGCUGGGCCUGGUGGCUGUCGCCGUAGCCUGCCUACCUCUGCUGGCCACCGCCGAUCAGACCAUGUCCCCCCUCUGCCUGCCCUUCGCGGGCGGUGAGAGCGCCAGUCUGAGUGUCACCGUCAUUCUGAUGCUGCUCAACGCCCUGGCUUACCUGUUCACGGCUGCCGUGUACACCCAGCUGUACUGCCACCUGGGCAGAGUGGAGCUGGCAGAUCCAGGCCAAACCGGCGCCCUCCGCCACGUAGCCUGGCUCAUCUUCACCAACUGCAUCUUCUUCUGUCCCGUGGCCGCUUUCUCUUUCGCCCCCCUCUUGACUGGUUCCACAGCCGGUGGGCCGGAGAUUGCCAAAUCCGUCACCCUCAUUUUCUUCCCGCUGCCGGCUUGUCUGAACCCGGUGUUGUAUGUUUUCUUUAGCCCCGCCUUCAGAGAGGACUGGCUCAGAAUUCGAGGGGGUUUAAGCAGGGAGGUGAAAAAUAGUGCUGAAAAUCACCAAGAUGACGGCGGUGGAGACUCUGAACUCACAGACGGAGGUUCCUCCACCCACCUGGGCUUUGACUGUGGCAUGUACACACAGAUCUGUGGGGAGCCAGUUGUGUGCGAGCAGUGUGAGGCGGCGCUGCGUGCCCGGACCUGCUCUUCCCCCUCGUCCUCGGUCUGCAGACAUUUGACGAAGUCUUAUAGCUGUCCCACCCUGCUGGCGGGAGCCCCGGCGUGCCAGCGCAGCGGGGGGUUUUGGGCGGACAGCAGCACGCCCUCCGCUCAGUCCGAAUACGCCGACGAGGGAGACUCGUUUGUGUCCGACAGCUCAGACCAGAUUCAGGCCUGCGGCAGAGGCUGCUUCUGCCAAAGCCGAGGCCUUCCUCUCGUACACUACUCACACAACAUACCUCGAGUCAAGGACUGACAGCUCCUGUGUUCAUAUGUGAAUCUAGAUUCUCCGGGAAUCUAAGAAAAUGUGCCAACAACCCUUUUUUUUCACCAAGCACUUAUGUUUGUAAUUAAAAGAUGUGCAGCCAAUCAUUCAAAGGGAAACUGACUUUGAAAGCUAAAGAUCUGAACUGUUCAACAGAAGAAGCUUUUGCAUUCGUGCCUCUUGAUUCUAUUUGGCUUAACGGAUUGUUGCUAUUUUUAUUUUUGUCCUUUUUCUGUUUUCUUAAGCUUUGUAAAUAUGAAUCUUGUCAAAUUGAAAGCUUCACCACAUUGACGGUUGAUUUUAUACAUUUUUUAUACAUGUGUAGCAAAUGUAAUAAUCAUAAUAGAUGUUUUAGUAUGAAUGUAAAAUAUUGUCUUCUCUCAGUGGGACAAAUAAGUUAAAAUUCAUGUGGGGUUGGUAGAUGGAAAAGACAGGAAAAACAAAAAGCCCAUGCUUUAAGUUCAUUAAGACUAAGAAUGUGAUCAAAGUAGCAGAAAUCACUGUUUCAGGCCGGACCACGCUCCAUGGUUUGGUUCAUACAUGUUAUUUAUUGCUUUAGCAGCAGUGGUGCUCGCAUGGAGAAUAUUUCAGGUGUAUAAAAAUGUGGCCUCUGAAUGAUGAUGUGUACAGAUUUUAGCACAAGUAUUCAUUCGAACAAUACAGAGGUUUCUGCAGGACACACGUGCACAAACACAGGUUUGGGUUUUGUGUUCUUUUAAAUCGUGGUUCUGGUUUAUGUCUUGGCCUUCCCCUCUUGAUUCUUUUACCAUCAUUUUUUUUUUUUCCAAAAAUGUCUUAAUGCCAAAUACACGUUUUAUUUUUAUAUUUGAGAAAUUAUAAUGAACUACAUUUAAAGCUUUGUUUUCCAUUCCUUGGUCCUAAAAAAGUUAAAAAUUUAAAAUUAAAUUGAUUUUACAAACAAUCAUUUUUUGUAAGAUAAAUACAACACUCAAAUACAGAUAAUCCAACUGCUCUGUUACAAGUCUAUUUUGCUGUCAUUUAUUGAAAAUAUAUAACAAAUGACAUUCAUCAACCUUUGAUUUUCAAUAUCUAUAGUCCUUCAGAGACUGAAUCAGAAAUUCUACCGAAAAAAAAAAAAAUCUCCUUUAAAACUGGGAAGACUUCAUUGAAAUAUCAGUGAAAUUGGUUUUGAUUUAAGAGGAGCUCAAACUCAAGAAUGCAUCAAGUAAAAAAUGUGAAUGUAAUCCUAGAACCUGAUUUAAAGGCACCACUCUGAUGAGCUGAAUCUCUAAGGACGUGUAAAGCAAAGCCAAAAGCCACAUCGAAAUAUCGCUGAUCACUACCUGUGUGAAUAUAUUUUUAUCUAUCGUCUGUGCCACUGUGUAGCUCGAUUGAUUUGGAUUCCACAGAAGAAAAAAAAAGAUGUACUUUUUUAUUUUUUCCUUUUAGGCAACUCCGAUUCUGAUUGUAUAUUAAAUGCAUCUGUUAUCAGAAGAGGGUUACUGUGAGACGAGGUCAAACACAGAACGAGGGCUGGAUUUUCAUGGUUGGGGCUGAGUGAGCGUAAUUGUGACACGGGCCUGACUGACAGCGGGUGUACCGGAGCAUGACUGCACAAAUUUAAGGUGGCUACACCCUCAGAGCAUGUAUGCACAAGUGCACGUCAUGUGAGAGCUCAGGAAUUUAGGCAAUGCAAUGUACUCUUCCACCAGCAAGACGUCUGCAAACUUCACCAUUCAAUGUUUUCAAUCUCUGUGUCAAUCAUAGUUAACCAAAAAAAAAUCAUUUGAUCUCACUUACCUUUCAGUCUGUUGAUUGUAUUUGUAAAUUAUUGGAAAAAGGAAAGAGGUAAUCAAAAUGGGAUUCUGACUAAGGAAGCUACCUCCUCCUCUGUAGUUGCUGCCUGCCUGUUAACAAGUCUGUAUUCAUGUGUCUGUUUGCCUCGGCUUCAUGUUCAGUUUUUGUUGUUUUGUGCUAACUGUGGGAGGAAUCUGUGUACUGUAAACUGUGAUUUCUUUUUUUUUUUUUCCACUAAACCGUAAUGUUAGGUUUCUUUCAUUUUUCAGAUAUAAAGUUGCAGAACAUAUGAAAUAUUUCACGUAAUUACAGUUCAUAUUGAAUCUUACAUGUUCUUUUCAUGUCAGAUCUCGCGUUGCUUUUUAUUUUUUAAACUAGAAAAUCUGUUUUUUAUGCUAAAGAAUAAAGCUUAAAAAUGUU
Oryzias melastigma (Indian medaka) is the source of this 5776-nucleotide messenger RNA. RefSeq names its product leucine-rich repeat containing G protein-coupled receptor 4 (gene lgr4). Lineage: Eukaryota; Metazoa; Chordata; Actinopteri; Beloniformes; Adrianichthyidae. Gene Ontology annotation, molecular function: protein binding; G protein-coupled receptor activity. Gene Ontology annotation, biological process: G protein-coupled receptor signaling pathway. The transcript has 18 exons. The record is from RefSeq and is a predicted model, not a curated record. The coding region runs from base 671 to 3589 and encodes 972 amino acids. Gene Ontology annotation, cellular component: membrane.